GAUGAAAAAGAGAAACAAACCAAGGAUGGGAAGGAUGGACCUAAAAGAUAAUCGAGUAAAGAAGUAAAGGAAAAAAGGGAAGCAUGAAGAACCUCCCACAACACCCUGGUUUGUUUUUACAAACAAAAUGUAGCAAGGGAUCUAAACUUCGCUCAAUUUCACUCUCAUUGGAUGCGCUCCUGGAUUAUAAUGACAAGGAUAUUGAGGAAUCAACAUUUGAGCUUUCAUUGUUUGCUGAGUCAACGUUUGAAAUGCUUCAGUACCAAAUGGGUUGUCGUCUUCUAGCAUUUCUUGAGGAUGCUUCCAAUCCAGAAAAUGGAAAUACAAUGCCUAAGGAGGAGGCUUCUGCAGCUGGUCUCGUUGAAUCAAAUAUGGAGGACAAUACUGAUGAAGAGGAUCCAGAGGAAGAUGUUGGUGAAUAUCAGGAAACGGAUGAUACUGUGCUAUCGGAUCCUCAUGAGGCAGGAAAUGAUGAAGAGGUAGCUGAUCUGCAAGGGAAAAGAGCAAUGAUCAAGUGGCUGAGUCAGAGAAGUCUGAUGCUGCCGCAAAGGAGUCGGUUGUUGAUAAAGAACUAUUACGGGCAUUUAGAUUCUUCAACAGGAACCGGGUGGGCUACAUCAAGAUAAACACCAUUGAAUGGUUCCUUUUGUCACUCGUCAGUUUAUCAUAAGCAUGUUAUUUAACUGCAGUUGUCAUAAGCUCACUUACUUGGCAGGUUGAAGAUCUGAGGUGGAUUAUUCACAACUUGGGGAAAUUCCUCUUCCACGGGGAUGUAAGACGUACAUCAUAGUGUGGCCCCAAAAUACCAUGUAAGUCAUUGCCACACAAUUCGCUUACCACCCCCCACAUGCUUCCAACCUCAGGAACCUCAGGAAGCUAGGUGAGGCACGCUAUGAAAUUUUGUGAAAAUUCGAUCCUGUCCAUCCGUUUAUUUGAGAUCAUGCUAAGACAUGGCCAAGAAUGAGCCAGAUCCAAAACUAAGUGAGCCACAUGAUAGGAAAAAAGUAA
Messenger RNA from Magnolia sinica, 1008 nucleotides. RefSeq names its product protein SHORT ROOT IN SALT MEDIUM 1-like. The record is from RefSeq and is a predicted model, not a curated record. Bases 84 to 626 code for a protein of 180 amino acids. Gene Ontology annotation, cellular component: nucleus. Gene Ontology annotation, biological process: regulation of DNA-templated transcription. Lineage: Eukaryota; Viridiplantae; Streptophyta; Magnoliopsida; Magnoliales; Magnoliaceae. The transcript is spliced from 7 exons.